Pundamilia nyererei is the source of this 2455-nucleotide messenger RNA. RefSeq names its product regulator of G protein signaling 14b (gene rgs14b). The record is from RefSeq and is a predicted model, not a curated record. The transcript is spliced from 15 exons. The coding region runs from base 54 to 1841 and encodes 595 amino acids. Gene Ontology annotation, cellular component: plasma membrane; nucleus; cytoplasm. Gene Ontology annotation, molecular function: GTPase activator activity. Gene Ontology annotation, biological process: signal transduction; spindle organization; cell division. NCBI's taxonomy places the organism in Eukaryota, Metazoa, Chordata, Actinopteri, Cichliformes, Cichlidae.
GGCUAAUAUUGUCUACACUGUGUUCUGUUCUGUAUUUUCUAGUAUCGUGAACCAUGGUUACUUUAAGCGGAGUGUAUAACAGGUUUUCUCGCCUGGCAAAAGUUGCAGCCCAAAAGCAGCAACGGAAAUAUAACAAACUGUGCGCCAUAGCCAGCAACAUCUUGGGCAACAACAAGAAGAGCCAGGCAGUGUCAGAUGGAGAUUUGAACAUGUCCGCACGCGGCUGUGGCGGCAGCAGCACCAGCCUUCCUGGGACUCCAGCCGGAGAGCAUGGCCCAGCCAACAGUGUCAUGAGCUGGGCCGUGUCAUUUGAGAAACUGCUGGAGGACCCUUUUGGGGUCCGUUACUUUACGGACUUCUUAAAGUCUGAGGUGAGUGCGGAGAACAUUUUAUUCUGGCAGGCUUGUGAAAAGUUCAAGAAGAUUCCGGCCACUUCCUUGGAUGAGCUGAAAGCAGAAGCUCGCUCAAUCUACAGCACCUACCUGUCUGAGAGUGCUCCCUACUCGGUGAACAUUGAUGACACAGCAAAGACGGAGGAGAAGGACCUUCAGCAGCCUACACCUGACAUGUUUAACAAAGCUCAAGCGCAGAUAUUUAAGCUGAUGAAAAUGGACAGCUACAGGCGCUUUGUACGGUCCCCUCUUUAUCAGAGCUGCACUUUGGCAACAGUAGAAGGCAAAGGCCUACCUCGGCUCUCCAAUGAGUCUCCGCGCAUGGGAUCCUGGGAGGAUAUGGCCUCCAAAGUCCCCUUAAGGGAAAAGAAGGGCAAGAAGUCAGACCCUAACAGCUUUCUAGGUGGUAAGAGUGCCUCAGAGAAACAGCGACAGAAACGAGGAUCCUGGGGAGAGUCCCAUUUGUCCAUCAAGUCGACCAGUAGUGUGGAGCUUGGCUCCAUCUGCAGGCAUAUGGAGAAUGGUCGCUCGAGUCCCCGCUCCCCUGAGCUGGGGGGUGGAGGUGGGAGUCGUGUAGGGUUGGAGGGGGGAUACUGCUGUGUCUACUUGCCUGAUGGCAGUGCCUCCUUGGCACCCACGCCUAAUGGCCAGCCAAUCAAAGACUUGCUGACUAGCCUUUGUGAGAAAAGAGGCUUCCCACUGAAAGAUGUUAUCAUUUACCUUCAUGGCAAGGACAAGCAACCAUUAUCGCUGGACCAAGACUGCUCCGUACUGAGAAAUCAGCAGGUCUCUUUAGAGCUCAGAGUGACGUUUGCGGUGGAGAUUGCCUUCACUGGUAAAACUGUGGGGAUCAUGGUGAAGUCUAGUAAGACACUGCAGGAAGCUCUCUCUGUGGUGCUGCAGAAGCACAAUAUUAAGCCACAAGAGGCCUUGGUCACCAUGGUUGGAAGUGAUGAGCCUCUGAAUGUGAGCACCAAUGUGUUUAGUCUGGCCAAUAAGACGCUCCGACUUGACAAAAUCAAAGGCAAAGAGCAGACCAGCAUUUCCAGAGGCGGCAGUUCUGCAGCCAACCAGCCCCAGGGAGGAGCAGCAAGUACAGGUCCAGAAGCCAGAUCACUGAGCCAAGACAGAGCUAAGGCUCAGCCAAGGUCUACCAAGAACCGCGAGAUGGACGGGUUCCUUGACAUGCUGACGAGGGCUCAGAACUCCAGGGUGGAUGAUCAGCGAGGUCUUCUCACCAAAGAGCAGCUGGAGGUUCCUUCCUUCCUCCAGCUGCCCACAGAGCAGGUGCAGGAACCAGAGGAUCCCAGUAUAGCCAGCUCUUCCACUACUGACUCCAAAGCAAAAUCUGAGGAUAAGAAUUCAGCUGAAAAUUCAGCCGAAGCAGCGAAGGAAGCCCCCGACUCUGCUAAAUCGAAAUCCCCAGACAUGAGGGAAACAACAGUUUGAAAGACAAUCAUGUGUUGGAUGAACGAAGAUGUGAUCAAAAAACUACGACGAACAUUUCACAAAACUGUGAUAUGAUUAAUUUAAGAAAAUUAAUGCAAGAAAAAAUUAGUCCUAUAGCACUUUUUUUCUAAUUGUUCGCAAUAUAAGCUCUGAGAAAGCGGUGUGCUACCACAUGCUGCUCUAUACUUUUGAAUGACCUUCUUUUAAGCCAAUUUGUAAAUAAGGCAGAUCAUGGCAAGCAUUUAUGGUGUCGUUCUAAAACACUACACAUCCUUAUGGGGAAAAUGUUUGCUAUGAAAUGAUUAAUUCAACCUUAUAUGAAAAAGUUAUAGGUCAGAAUGUCACCCUGAAACUUUAAAUGUUUUAGUAUACAUUUUAUUCAUCCCCUGAUUUGUAAUACUGUACAGAUUUUGAUAUAUCGUUCACAUUUCUUCUGUUUUUUCACAGCCGUACUUUGCAGUGAUGUUUUCUUUAAACUAAGCACAGGAAGGAGUGACUGUCCAAAAUGGGUUUCAAUGUUUUUUGCACGGUUUCUUUGCUUCAACAUGCAUGGAAUAUUUGAUGCAGAUUUAUUAUUUAAUAUAUUCUUUUUAAAUUUGUGUGUUGCAUGCUUC